AUGGAAAUUAUAGAUGUGGAAGACAAUAUUGGAAGUGUCGGAAGAACCGAUUGGAGAGCCCAAAUCCAUAAAUAUCUACAAGAUGGAGAGACACCGCAGGACGGAUUAGGGGAACUUAAACUCAAAAGUGGAUCUACAAACUAUGAACUGCGCGAUGGGGUAUUAUACAUAAGAUCUUUCCAAAGGUCGCUUUUAAGAUGUCUGUCAUCUGAGGAGGGCAUUGAAAAUACGAAAGAUAUACACUAUAGAGACGCUGGUAAUCACAGCGGAACAAGAUCUUUGGCACUCAAAGCUAGAGAACAUGGUUACUAUCGGCCAUAUAUGCACGAAGAUGCAAAGGAUAUUGCAACUAAGUGUGAAGAGUGCCAAAGGUAUCAGAAGUGUAUUCAUGCACCAGGAAGGCCCUUAAAUUCCGUGUGA
Molecule: messenger RNA, 420 nt
Organism: Papaver somniferum (opium poppy)
Lineage: Eukaryota; Viridiplantae; Streptophyta; Magnoliopsida; Ranunculales; Papaveraceae
Exons: 1
Coding region: 1-420 (139 amino acids)
Source: RefSeq, a predicted model, not a curated record